Messenger RNA from Rhipicephalus sanguineus (brown dog tick), 2229 nucleotides. RefSeq lists its product as uncharacterized. The record is from RefSeq and is a predicted model, not a curated record. The transcript has a single exon. Bases 226 to 2091 code for a protein of 621 amino acids. NCBI's taxonomy places the organism in Eukaryota, Metazoa, Arthropoda, Arachnida, Ixodida, Ixodidae.
UGCGUGCAAGUGUGUUCCGUAGCCAUCGCUGUCCCUGUGAGUCCCAGCGAGAUCCAAAUCGACGCAGCUCGCUCAGUGUGUGCUCCCGUUGCAACUUACUACGGUUACCGUGCCCCACGUGGUGACCGGCUUGGCGCCGGCGCGUCAGCGCUGAUGUGAUCUUGUGCCGGGUGCGAGCUACAUCUCUCAUAUGUGUCAUGUGACGGUUGUUAAAUGUGAUAAAACAUGCCUCGCUGCUUUGUGACUGGCUGCCGAAGCGGCUAUGAUUCAACGAGAUCCGCGGACGAAAAAAGACAUUUUUUCAAGCCGCCCACUGACGACGUGCGCCUUCAAGAGUGGCAACGCGCAAUACCCAGAUUAGACAAGGAGCUGUCACGCUCUUGUGCUGUUUGUGACCUGCACUUUCAGGAGGACGAUAUUGUGAAGGACUACGUGCACAAAGUUCAUGGUGACGUUGUUGUCAUACCACGUGGUAAGUGGGCUCUUAAGGAAGAUGCUGUGCCGCGCAUUUUUCCCAAUUGCCCCAAGUACUUGUCGAAGCCAGCGCGAAAACGCAAGGCCCCAACAGUGCGUACACCUACUCGGCCUAAGCGCAAAAAAGAUAAAACGGACACUGACCAAGAAGCUGCGACACCGGACUUCGGCGUCCCUAACGAUAGCAGUGCUGGCAGUGAAAACAGUGUUACGCUAGAGAACAACACACAGCUCUUCAGCGAGUUGUCUGACAUAGCAGCAGCAGGCCAACGGAUCCAGGGUUGGUCGCUCGAGGUUGUUGGCACUACAAUCGUGUUGUACAAGCUGGCAAUGCGAGAAGAAAUUCCAGAGAUCGACAGGGCUGUGGUAGUGUCGAAACGCCUGACCUUGUCUGUCAGUGCCAAGGGGCAACUUGUUACAUCAGCUGUGUAUAGUACUGGUGCGGGAAUUGAAUUGAAAUCGUGCGAUGAUUUAAAGUGCCUACUUUCACGCAUUGAAAGGCUGAAUAUUUGUGAAGGUUGCCCUGCUUAUAAUUACCCGCACGUCUUGUCAUCAUCUGUGGCCGUUAAAAAUGGGGAAACAUGGCAUCGCAAAUCGUGCACAGUUCUAUGUCUGACAGCAGUAUGUCGGGAAUGCAGCAGUCUGUCCAAGUUGUUUUCACGGCGGCGCAAGACAAGCAACAGCUUGCAAUCUAAGAGUACCAAAGUGAAGUCUCUGCGUCGAAGGGCAAUACGAGCGACGAUUCAGAGAGAAAAGCUGAAGAAAGAGAUAGCCACCGUGAAAAAACAACUCAAGAAUGUUACAGAGGAGAGGAUGGAACGUGCACUUGACAUUCUUCCAGCCAAACAGCAGCUGGCUUUCAAGAAUGCUUUUCAGGUAGCAAAGGCAAAGGCAAAAAAUGGGAAGCGAUACACAGAAGAAUGGCUGAUGACAUGCCUUCUGCUGCAGAUUUCAAGUCCUAAAGCUUACAAGCUGUUAUCUGAUAUGCAUGUUUUGCCUCUUCCUACAAGAGCACGCCUUCGUCAGAUUAUUAGUGGCAUUCCCUGCAGAUAUGGCUUUAAUGAGGUAUCGCUGAAGAGCAUCCAAGAGCAUUUUCAGAAGAAGAGCCAUCUUCAAAGGUGCGGUGUUCUGUUGCUUGAUGAGGUAAAGCUCAAGCAAUCUGUUGCUUUCAACAAAACAUCAUAUAAGAUGGAUGGCUUCGUUGACUAUGGCGAUGUGACAAAUGUCACCACUGACCAACUCGCUGACCACGCACUCGUGUUCAUGUUUGUUCCACUAUUUGAGAGCUGGGUUCAACCCAUAGCGUCUUUUGCCACAAAAGGUGCUGCACCUGGACGGAUCCUUGCACAGCUCCUUUUGAGUGCCGUGUUGCAGCUUCACAAGCAUAAUGCUUCAGUGCUUGUGGUUGUAAGCGAUGGAGCUGGUAAUAACCGCUCAAUGUGGACAAACCUGGGUAUAUCAGGAGACAUGAUGUCACCAUGCAACAGCAUCGAGCAUCCUUGGGGACCCUCACAGAAGAUCUUCUUUAUCUGUGACGUCCCGCACAUAGUCAAGUGCAUCAGAAAUCACCUGAAAAAGCACACCUAUGGAAUGGUAAGAGUAAAUCUGUGCAUUUAGUUGCAACCAAAUACUAAAAACGUUCUGUUUCUUUCAGGCUGGGGAUCAUCAGAUAAAUUUCGCACAUUAUGUUGCCCUGUACGAAGCUGAGAAGUGCAAACAUACAAGAGUCGUGCCAAAACUGACAAAAGCACAUGU